This is a messenger RNA of Amphibalanus amphitrite, 2946 nucleotides long. Its product is annotated as kelch-like protein 5. Gene Ontology annotation, molecular function: protein binding. The coding region runs from base 286 to 2169 and encodes 627 amino acids. The transcript is spliced from 13 exons. Lineage: Eukaryota; Metazoa; Arthropoda; Thecostraca; Balanomorpha; Balanidae. The record is from RefSeq and is a predicted model, not a curated record.
GGCUGACGUCACAGACCUCGGCUACCAAAUCGUGUCCGGUGGGGGUCGAUGUAAACCGGCUGAAGAAUGGGCUGUAAGAAAGAAGGGUAGGAUAGAAGCAAAGCAAAAAAAAAGCACUUUACGAGGAACGACAAUUCAACUGGACGUUCUGGGCCCAACGAGGCUAUACGUCCUACACCACAAGUAACCACAAGGGAUCGUGAUCGACUGGAUGACUACACCUCUUCAUCAUCAUACAGACUGGUAGUGGUUCCAGCGUUGAUCAGCUGUCUGCCUGGCAGCAGGAUGCCCAACGACUCGGUUGUCGGCGGGGAUGGUGUGUUCCGGGCCACUGGCCACUCAGAGGGAGUUCUCUCCCGGAUGGACCGGCUUCGCUCACAGCGGGCUCUCUGUGAUGUAACUCUCAUUGCAGACGGCCGGGAGAUCACGGCCCACCGUCUGCUGCUGUCUGCCGCGUCUCCCUACUUCGAGGCUAUGUUCACACAGGACCUCCUGGAGGCGCGAGCCACCUCCAUCGAACUCAAACAGGUGCACCCCGACGCACUGGAGAUGAUCGUCGACUUCUGCUAUACCGGCUGUCUGGAGCUGAACGAGCAGACUGUUGAGGUCCUGCUCACCACCGCCAGUCUGCUGCAGCUGACUCAGAUACAGACCGCCUGCUGUCAGUUCCUCGAGCGGCAGCUGCACCCGUCCAACUGUAUCGGGAUCGGACUGUUUGCUGACCGGCAGGGCUGUGCCGAGCUGUACCGCAGUGUGCAGCAGUACACCGCGGAUAACUUUGUGGACGUGAUAAGAAAUAACGAGUUUCUGGACCUUCCGCCGGACGAGGUCGCCACGCUUCUGGCCAUGGACGACCUGAACAUUCCUUCAGAAGAAGUCAUAUUCUAUGCGCUGAAUCUGUGGCUGAACCAUGACCUGAAGUCCCGCCGCUGUCACCUGACCCAACUAAUGCCGCUGGUCCGACUGCCGCUCCUCAGUCCGGAGUUUAUGGUGGACCGCAUCCAGAGCAGCCCGGUGUUCUCCUCGGACCGGACGUGCCUCUCGCUGAUGCUGGAGUCACAGAGCUUCCACCUGCUGCCGCGGCGACGACAGUCGCUCGAGUCGUCCCGUACUCGGCCCAGGAAGGCCACAGUUGGGACACUGUACGCCAUCGGGGGCAUGGAUAAGGAGAAAGGCUCCACCAUUAUCGAGUCGUACGACCUGCGCUCGGACCGAUGGCAGCAGUGCGGCUUCAUGACCAGCCGGCGGCUCCAGUUCGGCGUGGCCAUCAUCGAUGACCGACUGUACGUGGUCGGAGGCAGGGAGGGACUGAAGACUCUGAACACAGUGGAGUGCUACGACCCGGCCACCCGCUGCUGGAGCUGCCAGCCGCCCAUGAACAACCACCGGCACGGACUCGGCGUGGCGGUGCUGGGCGGCCCGCUGUACGCGGUCGGCGGCCACGACGGCUGGGGCUACCUGAACACGGUGGAGCGCUGGGACACGCAGACCAAACAGUGGAGCUACGUGGGCAACCUGCAGCACCAGCGCAGCACCUGCGGUGUGGCCGCGCUCAACGGCAGGCUGUACGUGGUGGGCGGCCGGGACGGCUCGGCCUGUCUCCGCUCCUGUGAGUCGUACGACCCGCACACCAAUCGGUGGUCGCCGCGCGCGCCCAUGCUCCAGCGCCGCGGCGGCGUCGGCGUCGGUGUGGUGAACGGCUGUCUGUACGCGCUGGGAGGGAGCGAUGCGCCAGCCACCAGUCCCAACAGCCUCAAAUUCAGCUGUGUCGAAAGGUACGACCCGCUGACAGACCAGUGGACCGAGGUGGCUCCCAUGUCGGUCGGCCGGGACGGUGUGGCCGCCUGCGCGCUGGGGCAGAGUCUGUUCGCAGUGGGCGGCUCGGACGGACAGCAGUACCUCAAAGUGGUGGAGAGCUACGACCCGCGGACCAACACCUGGAGCAAGACGGCGCCUCUGAGUAUCGCCCGCGCCGCCGCCUGCGUGGCCGUUGUCAAGCCGAGCGUUACACCCACCGUCACCGAACUGCUCGCCGAAAUGACCCCUGCCGGCGGUGACGAGGAGGAAGGCGAUCAUCUGUCGACUCGGAGCCAGAGCGAGGUGGGUGGCGUCGGCGAGCGAGUCGGGGAUACGAAGACGGCGCGGAAGGGGGGCUAUUCCAGUGAUUGAGACGGCUGGUGGGUGGGGUGGGUGCUGAGAACGACAGAGAGAAAAGGGCUAUCGCUACGUCACAAAGAGGGCGCUAGCUCAGUUAGAUGAAGCAAGUCGCCUUCCAGAAGGUCAAUGGUGCGUAUGUGUAUUGUGUACUCUCUACGGCUGGCCCAUAGCUGCACCGACUCGCUAUAGUGGAUAUAUUCUCGACACGACCCGGCGUAUCCCAGCUCAACAUUGAACCGACUGAUAUCGAGAGCUAGCUGCAGAAGCUGACCAGCGAGCGCCUGACUCGACGCGCGGCGUUUAUAGAUAUCGUCCGGUGGGCACUGGGUGCUUUAGAACCGGAAGAAGACACGCGUGUUUCUUGCUAUAGUGAUAUUGCGGCACUGUACUAGUCUAAACGAGCGGCGCUGGUGGAUGAACGCACAUUAGACAGUAUGAUAGAGCUUAUAGUGUAAGGUUAAGAUAUCGACUUCUACUAGGCCAUAGGGAUAAAUUUAGGAAGCUGUCGUGGCAUUGCCACAUUUCCUGUGGAAAUCUGGCUUCAUACCACGGAGUUGCACUGGGAGCUAGUACCCGAGCCGAGUGGAGUUGGCGAACUCUCCGAGUGCGUACGUACCAGAAGGAUCUCAGAGCGGAGUUCAGGAUACCAAAGGCGCUGAUCAGCUGGAGUGACCAGCGGUAGAGCUUGUGUGGAUCUGUGAGUGGGUGGGACCGCACAAUGGAGGGAGUCUCACUCUAGCUAGCCAAAUCUGAGUCACAUUAUCACAUGUCGGCGCUGAUUCGUUCAGA